UGUAGAGAAGUCAUGUGGUCGGGAGGGAGUAAUGCAUCACUGCUUCAAAUGUUCCAUACUGUCUUCCUUCAACUCGAAUUAACCCACAACUCACUCAAAUCCAACCUUGUAGCGUCUUAUCUGAUGAAAUCCUUCCGCCCCAGUUCGAUUAUCCCCCGGCUACGCGUCACAUCUCCGCUCGUCUCUCGGACUAACCAACUACGGUCGAUUUCAAGCACCAGCAGCCAAAUGAGUUCUCAAAAAGAGGAUUCAAUACCCCACGAGCUCCGCACAGCUGCAGAACCCCGGCAGAACAGACUCCAUCCAGUGCGGCUAUCGCAUGUCGAGCAGGUCAACCCCUCCGUGCGCCUACUGCAAUUGGCUCUGCCUACCCAGGAGAAUAAUAAUAACACCCAACAAUCAUUCAGCUUCCUCCCAGGCCAAUGGCUAGAUGUUCACAUCCCAUCCGUCGCCCAAGCGGGUGGAUUCACUAUCACUUCCACCCCAGCAGAUGCACAAGUACUACCACCACCCGAGGCAUCCACAGCCUCGCCAACUGAGGAACCCCUAGCCUCAUCUAUCGACCUCCAAGGCAGACCCCCCUAUGUGGAAUUAGCCGUGCAAGAGUCGCCGGGGAACCCGGCCGCUGCAUGGCUAUGGAGACCAAAAGAAGAUAUCCUAGGCAAAGAGUUGAGCAUCCGAGUAGGCGGGAGCUUUACCUGGCCACCUACUGGGGUGGACAGUAAAGACGUGAAGAAUGCGAUCUUUAUCGCUGGUGGUGUUGGUAUCAACCCACUAAUCUCAAUCAUCUCCCACCUGAACAAUAACGACCCGAACACAACCUGUCCCCCAAAAAUCCACAUCCUAUACUCAACACGGCUACCAAAAGGCAACGAAAAUCUCUCGCUGGAAGAAAAGCUCGAGCAGAUUCUCUUCCUACCUCGUUUACGCCAGAUCAUGCAGUCCCAGAAACAGUCCCGGCGAACCGAAAUAUUCUUAGACCUCUUCCUCACUAAUCUACCUCCAGGUUCGAACCAGUUAGGCAUUGAUAGGGCUGGUCUUUCAACGAUUCAUGCGGGACGAAUCAGUGAGUCUUAUUUGCGUGAUGUGGUUGUGAAUGCGAGUGAGAGGAUGGAUUUGAAGGAUACAGUCUGCUAUGUCUGUGGGCCACCUGGUAUGACUGAUUCAGUGGUUGAGGUAUUGGGCAGGGUGCUUGGGGAGGGUGGGGAGCAGCGGAUUUUCUUUGAGAAGUGGUGGUAA
Penicillium canescens is the source of this 1239-nucleotide messenger RNA. Its product is annotated as FAD-dependent oxidoreductase. NCBI's taxonomy places the organism in Eukaryota, Fungi, Ascomycota, Eurotiomycetes, Eurotiales, Aspergillaceae. The transcript has 3 exons. The coding region runs from base 13 to 1239 and encodes 408 amino acids. Gene Ontology annotation, cellular component: mitochondrion. Gene Ontology annotation, molecular function: oxidoreductase activity. The record is from RefSeq and is a predicted model, not a curated record.